AGUGACAGUUUGUGUAUGGUUGCUAGGUUACACCAGUUAAACUGGAGGAGAGCAGAACCAGCAGUCUCCCAUACGAUGCCGCCUAAGAAGAAAUCCUCCAAGAAAGCAGCAAAGGCUUCUGGGAAGGAAGGCCCAGUGGAGGCAGAAGAGGCUGUUGGGGAGGCUACUCAGGAGAGGACUGUGAGUGAGCGGGAGGCUAGGAUGCAGGCAGAACAUACUCUGUUGGCCUCAGAGCAGGAAGGGCUGAGGAAGAGGAUGGAGCAGCUGAGGAAGGAGAAUGAGUUGUUGCAGGAGGAGGCAGAGAGGGUGCGUAUAGAGAGUCAGGAGUACCUCUCCUACAUGAGCAAGAGGAGCCAGCGCCAGCAGGACACCAUCAUCAGCCUGAGUGACCAAUACCAGAGGGAACUGGAGGACAUCGGCAGGCAGAGAAAAGAAGUGGAGAGUCAAUUUCAAGCAGAAGAGAAAAAGCUGAGGGAGACAUUGCUCCACAGGGAGGUAGAAAUGGCCAAAGUGAUGAAGGAGCUGGAGGAGCUGAAGCCCAUGAAAGAACUGCAGAGGCAGCAGCUGGUUCAGAUCAAGGAGCUUGAGGACGAGGUGAUGACAAACCGUGGGAGACAUGCUGAGGCCAUGCUCAGGGUGAAGAGCGCAUUCCUGCGGGAGAAGGCCCAGUGCCAAAAGGACUCAGAACAGCGGUUAGACCAGUUGUCCCAAGAGGCCCACAAAGAGGCAAAGAAGGCAAUUGUGGAGAUGAGCACCAGAGUGAAAGAGGAGAACCAGCAGCUCAGACAGGAGCUUCUUCUUCUCAUCCGUAGUUCCCGGGUGCUGCAAGGCCAGAAACAGAAGCUGGAGGAACAGAACAAGCAACUGGUACGAGAGCAGCAGUGCAGGAGAGAACUGGUUAUUGCCCACCGCAAGCUCAACAACAUCUCCCUUCCUCCUACUCAGUGACCCCAUCACUGAUCAACAGCCCUACACCAAACUCACCCUAAACAUGUCCCCCCAAUACUCAACUAAACCCUGGCACUGAUCUGCAUGGUCCACUUAAAUUCCCAUUACAUGUUCAAUAUGGCUGAGGGUUCUGCUAUAUUAGUUCUGCUAAUAACUGUGAGCCAUCACUUUACCCUAAUGUAUAUCAUAUGGCUAAUUUAUUGUAUGUAAAGCUGCCAUAGGCUGGAGUCUAGAUAGUCUAUUAAUACAUCAAUAAAUUCAUUAUACACCAA
Messenger RNA from Xenopus laevis (African clawed frog), 1220 nucleotides. It is a transcript of the gene ccdc166.L, whose product is annotated as golgin subfamily A member 6-like protein 7. The transcript is spliced from 2 exons. NCBI's taxonomy places the organism in Eukaryota, Metazoa, Chordata, Amphibia, Anura, Pipidae. Bases 16 to 948 code for a protein of 310 amino acids. The record is from RefSeq and is a predicted model, not a curated record.